UUCCUGCUGUUAGAAUAAAGCAAUUACAAGACAAGCAAUGGAAAACUCAAGAUAUAUCAUUUUUGUUCUUGUCUGUGUUAUCUUAAGGAUCGAAGCAGUACCAGAGUAUCGAAGAGUGGUAGGACACUUUGGAGAUGCUAUAAGGGCCUACGAGGAUGUGAUGAUUGACGAGGAAGACGAACUUAUAAUAGCAACCGUCGCCAAGGUUACAUCCAAGAAAGUCACGCCAUCUAUUGCGUUCCAUGACUUUUCUGUGGGAUACAGUGUCAUUAAACUUGUUGAGAAAGGCGUUUGUUACAUAGAGAAAACUAGGCAUUCAAUGGAAUACUUGAAGGAUAUUCUUUACCAAGCAGAAAGAGACAAUGGUGACUAUGAAAUCAGGCAGACAUUCAAGUGCACGUCAAAGACGUUUGUAGAACCGUCAGAGGUGGAAAUGUACGGAGAACGGAUAGCUGCCUUCUGUAAAGAUUACGAGUCGGUGUUUGUUGAGAAAGACUACACAAUGCGUAGUAAGAGAGCAACCCAAGCGUUUGAAGAACAGAGUUUGUGGUGCUUCAUUUGCAAAGGAAGUUGCAACGACAAUCCUCCUCCUGAAAAAACUUUGAAAUAAACAUACACCGACAGCCGACAGAUAAUCAAUAAUUAGAAAAAAUAACAAUGUUACCUUUCUAUCUUCAUUAUCAAUAUCAUGCAAUAUUUUAUCGUAAUUAAAUAGCUAAAUAGUGUUUUUUACAUGCAUUUUUGUCAGCUUGUUACCAAGCAAUAACACAACAAACUCGAAAUUGUUAAAUAUGUUUGUUGAAAAGUCAUUGAAGACAAAUAUAUAAGAAAUGUGUGUGCACAUCUCCAAUAGACAGACCUAUGGUAACUUGUCCAUGACAGUUAUGUUUUGGUCCAAAGAAGAAAUAUUGUGUUUUAUUAUAUACUUAUAAAUGAAAUAUUGAGAAAUAUUGAUGAAAUAAAUUGCGUAUUUUUAUUUCCAUUAUUUCCACUGUAAAAAUUUAUUUUUCACUGCAGUGAAACAUAUUUUCCGUAUUUUCACUGGUGUCUUGCCGGACUACUUUCUUUUAAAUUCUGCCAGUACACAAAAUUUAAGGGAAAGUCUUUCAAAUUUUAUCGCAAAAAAAGAGAAAAUGUAUAU
Molecule: messenger RNA, 1141 nt
Organism: Ruditapes philippinarum (Manila clam)
Lineage: Eukaryota; Metazoa; Mollusca; Bivalvia; Venerida; Veneridae
Exons: 6
Coding region: 38-610 (190 amino acids)
Source: RefSeq, a predicted model, not a curated record